Molecule: messenger RNA, 8613 nt
Organism: Acanthaster planci (crown-of-thorns starfish)
Lineage: Eukaryota; Metazoa; Echinodermata; Asteroidea; Valvatida; Acanthasteridae
Biological process (GO): activation of adenylate cyclase activity; adenylate cyclase-activating G protein-coupled receptor signaling pathway; hormone-mediated signaling pathway
Cellular component (GO): plasma membrane
Molecular function (GO): calcium ion binding; G protein-coupled peptide receptor activity; protein binding
Source: RefSeq, a predicted model, not a curated record
GCUGGAUACGGACGCGGACUUGACCAUGGCGAGCUACAGGGAUCUCCAUGUCUCUACUGUACUACUUCUGGCGAUAUUAUACCAUUCGGCCCUUGCUUUGGGAGGAUUUCUAGACUGCUUCCAUCCUGAAACCCUAGAGUACCAUGGCACUCACUCCGAGGCUUGUCCCAGGAUUGGAAGCUGUGGGACGUGCAUACCCUGGGCUAAUGUCACCGUGCCAGGCUUCGACCCAGCUUACUACCCUCAGGCAGACCUGAUGGAAAACUACUGCAGAUCAUUCGGCAACACAACAAGAGGUCCACAGUGUUAUUACAGGACCAACGAUGGCUCGGUGAAACUCGAGUAUUGCCGCAUACCACCUUGUAAUGCUCAUGCCGGCUGUAUGAAUGGGACGGGCACCAGUUACACAGACAGCGCCAUGUUUACAGCUUCUGGGUAUUCCUGCUUGAAUUGGACUGAGGUGGAACAUAACUAUGCUUUCUCUAACUUUGACAGAAACUUCUGCCGAAAUCCCGACAACAGUUCAAGUCCUUGGUGCUUUUAUUCUGAUCCACAAACCAACACGACACAGCGAGAUUUCUGCAUCGUUGCUCAAUGUGUGACGAACGCCCUUUCGAUGUUUACACGCAGAGUUGGAGUUUACAUUUUGGGCUUUAACCGGAAAUACGUAAUAGGGUUCGACGUUACGGCUGAACAGUGCGCCCGCUCAUGUCUGGAGGAGACUAGUUUUGUCUGCCGCACGUUCGAGUACCGGGAAAUGUGGCUGUUCACCGAUAGGAAGUGCAUUCUGACCAAUGUGAGCCUGUACACACUGGAUACAACCGAUAACACGCGCUAUGGAAUCGCCAUAGACCUCUUCACCAGGAUUGACAAAGUGUGUGACGCGUAUCGCACAAAAAUGUUUCCAGAAUUCUGCCCUUUCCCAAUAUCGGGGGAUCUCAAUGUGACGGCGUCAAGCAUAUACAAUGAAUCACACAGCCCGGCCGAUGCCUUGCUGCACUCCGAAACUUGGUGGCGCCCUGCUACGGACAGCAACACGGAGUGGCUGCAGUUCACCUUCCGGACCCGGAUGUUCAUCACAGCCCUGUCGGUGCAAGGCGCUGGAGCAGCGCCUUUUUGGGUCAAGCGCUUCAAUAUUACGUACACUUCAGAAGAUUCUGAGGAAUAUCGAGGCAACAGCGAAGCCAGCUGCGCAAGGACUGUGCUCCUUACUCCACCAAUCAGAGCCAAGGCAGUCAGGAUAAUACCAACUGAGUGGAACAAUCACAUUGCCAUGCGUGUGGUUGCGUUUGGCUGCAUUGACAAUGACUGUGAUAUGUCUGCUGGGAUGGUAGAUGGAUCACUGCAUGACAGUCGGAUCACCGCAUCGUCGUGUUAUGACGCCGACCACCAACCUCACAAGGCGCGGCCCAACCCCUUUGAUAGAAAUGAUCAGUCCGGCUGGAUGCCCCUUACUUCAGAUCUAGACCAGUGGUUGAGGGUGGAUUUUCAACAGGAACGCGUGGUCCAUACCAUUGUUACGCAGGGAUGUGGAGAUGGAAAAGGUUGGGUAACUUCGUACACCGUGGAAUAUGCGACCGACGAAGAGACACCAGUCAAAUACUUAGAUAACAACGGUGAUAUAAGGACGUUUCAAGCGAAUCGCGACGGAGAUAAUCUUGUGCAAAACUGCCUUGAACAGAGUCUAGUCAUGCAGGCUGUGUAUAUCUACCCAACAGCAUGGAAUGGACGCAUCUGUCUACGUGCAGACUUCCUUGGAUGCAUUCGCAACAAUUUUCUUGUUUUCAUAGUUUGUAAUAAACGUCUUGGCAUGGAGUCUGGUCAGAUCGCCGAUGGCCAGCUGUCGUCCUCUUCCUUUUAUCUGCACUACAUGCCUCAGUUGGCACGUCUACAUUUGUCUAGCGACGAGAUCCAGACACCCAUUUGCUGGCGACCCACACUUGAGCAGGCCGAAGAAUGGUUACAAGUUGACCUUCUGACCAUUCACACUUUGACCGGAGUCAUCAGCCAGGGCACUGGCCCUAAAGUUAAAAAGUUGUGGGUGACUUCCUACUUGAUCAAAUAUGAAUCACUGAAAUCAUGCGACUCAUGGCGGUACUACAAGAACUUGGACGGAGCAAACGCGAUAUUAACGGGAAAUGUAGACAGCAACACCGAGAGUCGGACAGUCUUUCAGCGACCAUUUAAAACCAGAAAGGUUCGCUUUAUACCAAAUUCCUGGAACGGUGCCAUUCCCUGUUUGCGUGUCGAAGUACUUGGCUGUCCUCUCGAAGAGGUGGGUGAGAUUUGCGGUGAGGGGGCAGUGCAACACGACGGGUUUUGCCUGGGAUCCGUCAAAAGCAGGCAACCUGACGCGUGCGAUGCCAUCUUUGCGCAAGGUGCUGAACUUCUCAAGAUCACCUCCAAUACGACACAGAAUUUUGUUGAGAACAAUUUCAAGUCACUCCGCAUCCAACAUGCAUCGGAGUACCUCAUUGGCCUGCGGGCAAGGACGAACAACGACUCGGCCAAUCUGCUGUUCUGUUGGUUGGACGGCACCCCUAUGACAUAUGAAAACUUCUUCAGUUCGGAUAACGUCUUUGGCGAUGUGGAAGAACUCUGUGUCGCGCUCGACGAUAUCAGUAGGUUGAAAUGGCGAACGGUUGAGUGUGAGGACGACCGGCAUGCUGCAGUAUGUCAGAGAGAUAUCAAUGAAUGUUUCCGUCAUGGGAUUUGCCCGUUUAAUUGCGAGAAUAUACCAGGGGGCUACCACUGCACAUGCCCUGCAGGAUACUUCAACCAAGAUGAAGACUGCCAUGAAAUUUGUGGCCAGCUCAACUCAAGCCUAGAGGCGACAGUAGUGGCAGGGAACCAGUCUGAGUGUUUUAUUUUUCCAAACCAAAUCGCAAGCUGGACGGAGGCAGAGUCUACGUGCAACUUGUAUGUCGGCAGGGUGGCUGAAAUCCAAGAAAUGUCACGAUUAAAGUUGUCAUACAAGGCAUGGACAAAAGUUGGAAACGGGACAUAUUCUGGUGAUGAAACCGACGACUGUUUUGUGGCCAGAUUUGAUAACAACUCGAUCUUUGAAACUCUCCAGGAGAAGUGCAACGAGUCAUUUCCGUUUGUUUGCGUAAGAGCCUAUACAGACAUCCGCUGCGGAGAGAUGUUAUGGAACAGCACCUUGGAAACGAAUACUUCAUUUGGCGUCAUUCAUUGCCUGAGUUUCCCACCCUGGUAUAACUCUGGUUCUAGCUUUGAGGUUCACAUCCAAGGGCCAAGUCAUCUGGUUGUUAGGUUCACCUUUGUCAAUAUGACUUUGCGUAAUGGUGAAGAGGCGGAGGAGUGCCUUGACUCCCUGAUAAUUAGGGAUGUUGUCCCCAAGUAUGGCCAAGUAGUCAGGGGCCGGUACUGCGGCACUCGGGAAGACCUGGAGAUCAUCACAAGGUCAAAUGAUGUCCUUGUUGAACUUGAAAUAGGCGAACUAACCGCUGGAAUGGCACUGAAAUUGGGAAUUGUUGCAUUCUAUGAAAUGAUAGACUGCAGUGUGCGAUCCUGUGAUUUAGGAUGUGUUGGAAAGACCAGCCCCAAUGGCACCAGUGGGAAUUUGACCACGCCCAACUUCCCCAACCAACUGCCGCCCUUCAGCAUUUGCAGGUGGGAUCUCCACGUGACCCCCGGAAAGUACGUCCGGCUCUCCUUCCCGGAAUUCGAGGUGAAGGGACUCAAAGACGUCAAGGGCAAAUGCCUGGACGCAGUCCACAUCUUCAAUGACCAGGAGUAUGAUCCCACGAUGCUGUUGCCCGGGAUCUGUGGAGAGUCACCGCCGCUGUUUGUGACUGAUAGUUCAGAUAUAUCCGUGUUGUACCGGACUGGACUCCAGUCGGCUUCCCGUGGUUUUCGCGCUGAGUUCACGAUGACAGAUCUUCCUGGAUGUAGCGUGGGAUCUCACAACGACUCAGAACAGAUUCGGUGCAACUUUGACUCGGCUGUUAUUGCAAGCCCCGGCUAUCCGAGCUACUCUCUCCCAAAUACCCGCUACACGUGGCAGAUCACCACCUCGCCAGCCACAUACAUCGAGCUUGUCUUCCACAAUUUCAGCGUGCCGUCGAAGCAUGGCUGCGAGUUCAACUACCUGGCCGUUUUCGACGGUCCGGCCGCUGAAGCUAAUGGUACUGAGCUCGGCAGGUUUUGUAACAAUGCCGUCCCUCGAGAAAGGAUCUAUUCCAGCAGGAACAGCAUCGCCUUGAGCUUCAGAUUGGACAGGACGGUGGAAUGUCCGACACGGGGAAAUGCUAGAUUCUACGCUGUGUACCAAACCUUACGUUUCACUUCCCCCUUGUUGGGUAAUUCUUCGUCAAAUCGAGGUUACCUGUGUUCAGAAGAAUGGGAUUUGUACGACGCCAAUUGUUAUAAGUUUUUUAAUCUGACGGAGAAUCUUAGAUGGACUGACGCACAGAUCACGUGUCAAGAGGCGCAGGCUAACUUAGUAAGCAUCAGAGAUAUCAACGAAGUCAAUUUCAUCCACGGUAUGCUGACGUCCAAGUGGUUUUCGCCCCAAUUCAAUACUUACAUUGGGUUGACUGAGGUAUUUCACCGGGGCGUAUUCCGGUGGAAGGAUGGCUAUCCCUUGAGCUAUGCAGAUUGGUACAUUCCAAAUGGCAAUCGGCCGCAGCCGGACGGGGAUGUUCUGGAAGACUGCACAAUGAUCGCCUUACACAGCAUGCACUCUACGGCAAACUGGCACGACGUCCCAUGCGCCUCAAAGGAUGCACGGCAGUUCAUAUGCAAGAGGCCAGCUGAGUCUCUAGAAUCGACAUCGCCAAUGCGCUCUCCCCCUUUGACAGAAGAUGGCGUCAUGGGUAUAACUCAUGAAGACACACAGAGCAAGUGUAAGGAAAUCCUGAAACGCUGUGACAACGGGGAAUGCGUACAACUGCAGCACGGAUGUCAAAGUCUCUCAGGUGACCAAUCAAUUGGCCACACUCCGUAUUCACAUGACCGAAUCAAUCAGGUGGAAGAAGAUGUGUCUGGUGAUGUCUUUGUGUGUUCAACCACUGGCGAACGCAUCUCUCUGUCUUUCUACUGCGACUAUGCCAUCCACUGCGCCGACGGUUCUGACGAGGUGGACUGUGAUUAUCCAGCAUGCCGAGAGGAAGAAUACAUGUGCGAUAACGGCCAGUGCAUCAACAACAGCAAGCGAUGUGAUCUGAUUUACGACUGUAAAGAUGAAUCGGAUGAAUCACGCUGCGAUAUAUGCAACGCUGGUUUUCAGUGCUACGAUGGUACGUGCUUGUCCACGAGUACAGUAUGUGACGGCUUCAAGGACUGUCCUGGUACCCGGUGGGAAGAUGAACCAGCAGAAUGCUCAUAUCAAUGUGACAGUGACUACCAACUCGAGUGUACCAACGGCGUAUGCGCAAACAAGUCAACAAUUUGCCUGUAUGACUUUGACGAGUAUGAUCUACAGAUCGGAUGCCGUGACGUCACCCACCUGCGCUUUUGUGAGUCGUACGUGUGUCCUGCAUGGACUUUGAAAUGUCCAUCAUCGUAUUGCAUCCCACUGCGCAUGCGUUGUGAUGGUGAAUUGAACUGUCCGAAGGGAGAAGAUGAACUGCGUUGUGAUGAAUUUCAGUGUCCAGGAGCAUACCGUUGCCAUGGUGCCCGUUAUUGUGUUUCGCCAGAUGAGCUUUGUGACGAUAUUCCUCAGUGUCCAAACGGCGAUGACGAAUUCUACUGUGAUAUGACCUGCCCAGACGGUUGCAAAUGUCGGGGAUAUUCAUUGAAAUGUGAUGGUGUAAGUUGGUCUAAAUCAGUUGCUGCUUUGUUGCCGACCCAAGCCAGACUCAUCAAAUUGACAUCGCUCCGACAUCAUGAAGAGUUAGGAGCACCAGACACAGUGCUGCACUUUGCUCCAGGAGAUUUCCCUUAUUUGGCGUUACUAUACCUUCCAUGUAAUGGCAUAAAAGAAAUACCGGGCGGCCUUUUCAACAAGUCAUCGAAUUUGUUGAAAUUAUCACUGGCAUUCAAUCAGAUCACACAUUUGAGGCGACUAACUUUUCACGGCCUAAGGCGUCUUGUAUUCUUAAACCUAACUGGAAAUCCUGUAUCGCUUAUUGACCCAGGGGCCUUCAUUGGCCUCAGUGUACUUUCUCAUCUCAAUUUGACCGGCCUUCCCUUAAACACGCUCACUGAGGGAUUAUUUGAAGGCCUUGAGUCACUCAAACAUCUAUAUCUUCGUGGAUUGUCACUGAAUACUAUCCAACCAAGUACAUUUGUUGGUCUGAGCGACCUCAACACGUUAGAUAUUCGCCAUACCUCCAUUGACAGUGUUUCUGAAAGUAUGUUUGUUGGACUGGAAAAUCUACGGACUUUGUAUUCUGAUAGGUAUAUCUUCUGCUGCUUGAUCGGUGAUAUUGCGGAAUGUACACCACCACUCGAUCAGUUCUCAUCUUGCGAGGACCUCAUGCGUAACGAUGUACUGCGCACUUUCAUCUGGAUACUCGGCAUCAGCUCGUUGCUUGGCAACGCCCUUGUUCUACUCUGCCGACUGAAAAGAGGCGGGGAUGAAAAGAACAGAGUGCAGGCUUUCCUGAUUCUCAAUCUCGCCGUGUCGGACUUUAUGAUGGGUGGGUAUAUGCUGAUCAUCGCCAGCGCCGACCUGUCCUACCGGAACGUCUACAUCCUCCACGCUGCCGAGUGGGAGUCGAGCGUCCUUUGCAAAGUAGCGGGCCUGAUCUCAGUUUUGUCCAGCGAGGUGUCGGUCGUGAUGUUGGUGGUCAUUAGCCUGGAUCGAUUCUGGUGCGUGGUAUUUCCCUUCAAGAUGGCACGCCUUGGGAUGAAGUCAGUCAUGUUCAUAGCGGCCACAGCGUGGUCGGUUAUGCUAAUGGUUAGCAUCCUGCCGUUAGUUGGCUUACCGUACUUCUCUAGUUCCUUUUACGGACGCACAGGCGUUUGUCUUGCCCUACCUCUCACCCAGGACAAGUUCCCUGGCUGGGAGUUCUCCAUCGCCUUCUUCCUCUUCUUCAACAUGAUCUGCUUCCUAGUCAUCUUGAUCAACUACACCGGCAUCUACCUCGUCGCACGGCGCGCCUCCCGUAAGGUCCGCUCCAGUAAGAAAUCCCAGGAGGUUCGAAUGGCCGGAAGGAUGUUCCUGAUCCUCUGCACCGACUUCCUGUGUUGGAUGCCGGUGAUCAUCAUGGGAAUCUUGUCGCUUGCAGGGGUGCUUGUUAUCCCCAGCACAGUGUAUGCAUGGACUGCAGUCUUCAUUCUUCCCCUAAACAGCGCCCUCAAUCCUUAUCUCUACACAGCAUCGACAAUGCAGCUUAGGAACAGAAAGGUUGGGGUCAAAAGGGUAAACACUACAGUCGCUGGAGAUGCCUUGAGGAAUAUUAGUCGUUCGUCGACCUGCCACUGCCUCUUACUUUCUGAUGUUCUAAGAGGGCAUGAGCCGCUCAAACUCGAAGGGGACCAAUUGAACCAGCUUGCGGCAGAGCUGCAUGACACUGUGCAAGGCUUACACGAUAAAGGAAUUGCUGUUGGGGACAUCUCAGAGAGCAAGAUUAUGUUACGUCAGGUUGAGAGUGCAUCUGUGACCACGUGGUCUGCGGAGCUGCUCAUGCCAAAAGCGGAGGCGCUGUAUAUUGUGAACAGAGAGGGCGCUAGCACUAGCGAUGUCGCCUUUGAGGAGGACAUGAAGAAAUUGAAUCGAACAGUCACCAUGAUGAGGAGAAAACUUGGCAGACUAAGCAGUUCAUCGACUUGAAGAAAUACUUCUGUAGAUCCCAACAAUUACUUUAGACUGCAUAGUUUUGCAGGUGCAAGUUUUUCCAACGGGAUAAUGCUUGUUAUUGGGAUAACCUUGCUAUUUGGUUGUACGGACAACUUUGAACAACGUACUUUUUGUAAGAAAAACAGAGGCACUUGGAAAGCUUGGAAAUGGCCGGCUAGAUUAGGAAAUGGAGCAUUAAAGGCAGACAUCUGAUAUUAAUUAUUUACGUUGCUUUACCGAUGCUUUAGCGUGAAAAUUAAAUGUUUAAUGCCUAAAGUUCUCUCGACUGUUGUGAAGCAGAUUUUACACCCGGUUUGAAAUUUCAGCCGGUCGUGAUUUUAUAAUCAGUACUUGACAGUUGGAUAUUUCGUUGUUGUUUUCACGAAACACAAAAAAAAACGGAAAAUCGAUUUUUUUCCGAUCUGGAGAUUUUCCUAAAAUUAUACUUCCUUUCAUCCAAAGUAUAAAUAAGCAGAGUUUUAAAGCAAAACGUUCUUUACUAUCCUAGUAACUUUAAACAAACAACUAACAAAAAGCUUAGUCUGUGUUUGUCUCUGUUUUCAAGAAGUGACAAAAAGUCACAUCGUUUGCACGGCAAAAAUAGAGACAAUUCACACAACCCCUGCACGAGUCUGUGUGUGGACACAUGCCUGCAAACGAUGUUGCACCUAAACAUCUGCGCGCGGGUUGAAAUGUUUUCCAAAGUGUUUAUCUCGGAUUGUCCGUUUGGCUAGAAUUUGAGUUUUUUGUCACUUUGUGAAAACAUCAACGAUUUUUAAACUGGUUACAUGUGAAAAUAUUUUAUAAAUAUGUUCUUGUUGUUUAUUUACAACCUUGAUUAAAAUUCGAUGUAAUUUGAUUGCAUA